Tigriopus californicus is the source of this 2434-nucleotide messenger RNA. RefSeq names its product trimethylguanosine synthase-like (gene Tgs1). The transcript is spliced from 5 exons. The record is from RefSeq and is a predicted model, not a curated record. NCBI's taxonomy places the organism in Eukaryota, Metazoa, Arthropoda, Copepoda, Harpacticoida, Harpacticidae. Gene Ontology annotation, molecular function: RNA cap trimethylguanosine synthase activity. Gene Ontology annotation, biological process: 7-methylguanosine cap hypermethylation; 7-methylguanosine RNA capping. Gene Ontology annotation, cellular component: nucleus. Bases 179 to 2401 code for a protein of 740 amino acids.
CCCUUUUCGUAAACAAACAAAACAAAGUCGCCAAGCAUGACCGUACUAUCCAACCAAUACCGAUCCCACCCGCUUCCAGCCACCCUCUUCCUGGUUCUUAUCCAAACCCAACCGGGCUACACCUCCGUGAUAAGCAAGCCUGGCCUUUGACCCAUCGGAGACCCGUUGCUAGGAUAGUAUGGCCGUCGUUCCUGCUGGCUCAGUGGCUCCGGCGUCCGAGCCCCAGAGCGAGUAUCAUUGGGAAUGCUUGGCCGAGAUCAGGCUCAAACCCACCCCACCGCCUCCUAAACGCCCCGACCAGAAUAAUGAUCAAAAGGAAGAGAAAGAAGAGGCAUGUCUAGAUGGACACUGGGUCCAGGCCUUGACCUGCUUGUGUUCUCGAUUAGAAGUUCAGCAUCUGGAUGGGACCGAGCCCCUGACCCUGAUCCCGACCUCGGAAGUAGAGGUCGAGCCACUCGCCCCCGCCUCAUCGCAGCCAGCCUGGUGCCCGCCUCAAGACCCAGAAUUGGAACCGAAAUCACCAUCACCAGCCGGCGGACAGGUUUUCUCGGAUAUGGCGGGUGGUAACCAGGUUGAGACGAAGCUCUCAUCCCCAACGGAUUUCGAAGCCUAUUGGCUGGAGCAUGGCCCCAAUUUAGUAUUAGCCGCUUGGCAAGAACAAUAUACGGAAUAUUUAGUGACGGACCCUGUAGAUACUGAGGCCAUGCCCCCGCUCUCGUCGACCGAAAAAGUCGUGGCUUCCCCCUCGCUUAUCGCUGAUUCAAAUUCUCCAUCCAUUGAGCCGGAUCCAACCAGUGAGGAGGAUGACCGUCAGGGGUGGCAGGAUUUGUGGCAAGAAACCUGGACCUACGUUUAUGAACGCGAAUAUCAACGUUUCACCCCGGAGAAAUCCUCACCCCACUCCGAUCCGGUCGAAUUACCUCGGGUAGAUUCCCCGACGGAAACGACUUCGCCCUCACAAAUUGAUCUCUGGGCCGAUGUCACGCCCGCUCAGACCAACGGCAUUGGUGUCUGGCUCAAUGUGAUUCAAGCCAUGAACGAACAAAACCCCGAACCAAAAUCUGAAAACGAAUCAGUGAAUCCAAAUGCUCGAGAGGAUGAGACGCCCGCCCAUGUUUCGGCCGCCACACCCACCCAGACCAAUCAGCACACGCUUUUCGGCAGGCAGGAUGGUAACGACGAGGAUGAUGACGAACCUCCCGACGAGCGUCCGGUAGACUCGUCCAAACUGAAACGAGCUCACGAAUUAGACUUGGAAGAGAAGCCCGACUUUGGCCUUGAAGAUCCCGUUCAACGGGCUCGACGAAACCUUAAGGCUUUGGGCUACACUUUCCAACCAGAUUCGGACCAGUCAGAAUCUACCUCUAAUUCAGUUCGUUACGAAACUGCGGCUGUGUAUUUUAGGAGUAAAGACGUUGUGAAGCGGAGCCGUAAAAUCGUUCAAUGUCUGGAGAAAGAUCGCACUCGGAAAGAGAAUCUCUUGACCGCCACUAGAGAUUUCCUAAAUCAGGCUCAAGAAGGUCAAGAAAAGAGCGAAUCGGAAGAGCUGGAUUAUCAAACCGCGGAGGACGAGCUCCCGACAUCGAUCAUCGCCGUCGAAUCAACAGAAACCUUCGUGCCGGUCUCGAAACCCAAACCCGACGAGCAGUUCUUCGAUUGCCUGGGUGAAGUUCCAGAGAAGAGCACUCGCCGUCCACCCCGACAGAGAAAGAACAAGGCCAGACGCAAGGUCAAGUUAAAGAUCGAAGCCUUGCCAGAAGAGUGGAAGGCCCACCCAGAACUGUCCAAGUACUGGAACCAACGCUACCGUUUAUUCGCCAGAUUCGACGAAGGAAUCCAAUUGGACUACGAAUCUUGGUUCUCAGUGACGCCCCAAAAGAUCGCAGAGCACAUCGCGGAACGAUGCCGCUGCGAUCUCAUCGUGGAUGGGUUCUGUGGCGUGGGAGGCAAUGCCAUUCAGUUCGCUUUCACGUGUGAACGCGUGAUCGCUGUGGAUAUUGAUCCGGUCAAAAUCGCCAUGGCCAAAAUCAACGCCCGUGUUUACGGUGUAGAAGAUCGAAUUGAGUUCAUCUGCGGAGAUUUCUUUCAAGUCGUGCCUCAAUUGAAAGCCGCUGAUGUGGUCUUCCUGUCUCCUCCUUGGGGUGGUCCCGAUUACUUGACGUCCGAGGUUUUCGAUGUCCGCACAAUGAUCCCCAUGGACGGACAUCGGGUUUUUGAGGUCGCCGCUCAAAUCACCCGCAAUGUGGCCUACUUUGUGCCCAGAAAUGUGGAUGUGGACCAGAUGUUAGCCUUGGCGGGCCUCAAUAACGGCUCUGGCCAAAUGGAAAUGGAACAGAACCUGUUGAACGGGAAAAUGAAAACCAUGACGGCCUACUACGGCGAUCUCGUCUAUCAGGAGUAAGGGAAGCAAUAAAUCAAAAUAUGUGUCUCUCUA